Molecule: messenger RNA, 1080 nt
Organism: Helobdella robusta
Lineage: Eukaryota; Metazoa; Annelida; Clitellata; Rhynchobdellida; Glossiphoniidae
Exons: 13
Coding region: 1-1080 (359 amino acids)
Biological process (GO): activation of protein kinase activity; CAMKK-AMPK signaling cascade; protein phosphorylation
Molecular function (GO): ATP binding; protein kinase activity
Source: RefSeq, a predicted model, not a curated record
AUGGUUACUACUACGGCGAUUCUGACGCGACAGCCGACGCGAGAGACGCGGCGGUUGUCGAUUGUAGAAAGUGAAGAUGGAUGGACGCUGCUGAAUCAAUAUAAACUGAAAGAUGAGAUCGGGAAAGGAUCGUAUGGGGUUGUCAAAUUGGCGUACAACGAACAAGACGACACUCAUUAUGCAAUGAAAAUACUGUCAAAGAAGAAGCUACGAAAGAAGGCUGGCUUUUACAGUUGUAAUAAUAAUAAUAAUCGGCCCUGUCCGCCAAUGAGAAUGUCGCACGGUGUGGUUGGCUGCCCGCUGGAGCAGGUCUACCGGGAAAUCGCCAUUUUGAAAAAGUUAGACCAUCCGAAUAUCGUCCGCCUAAUCGAAGUUCUCGACGAUCCGGAAGAAGAUCCUAUAUAUUUGGCUUUCGAAUUCGUCGAAAGAGGUUGUGUUCUAGAUGUACCGACAGACACCCCACUAUCUGAGGAGGUAUCCAGAUUGUACUUCCGAGACGUCGUUCUUGGUAUAGAAUACCUACAUUUCCAGAAGAUCAUACAUCGUGAUAUCAAACCAUCCAACCUAUUGUUGAGUGACUCUGGCAGGAUUAAGAUAUGUGAUUUUGGAGUCAGUGAUGAGUUCAUUGGCACAGACUUGCAGCUAACAAAUACGGUUGGUACGCCUGCUUUUAUCGCCCCUGAAGCUUUGGUGGAAGGGCGAGGAAGUUUUUCCGGGAAGGCUACUGAUGUCUGGGCCAUGGGAAUUACCCUGUAUUGUUUCGUAUUCGGAAAGGUUCCAUUUCACGACGAGAAUAUUAUGGGACUGCAUAAGAAAAUUCUUAUUGAGGCUCCAUCCUUCAAAGAAAAGAUUGAAAUUAGUGAUCAUCUAAAAGAUCUCCUUACGAGAAUGCUAGCAAAAGCACCAUCCACCAGAAUAACACUGGAUAAAGUUAAAAUUCACCCAUGGCUGACGAAAAGUGGUAGCGAGCCGCUAAUUAGCGAGCUAGAGAAUUGUCAAGCUCUAGUUACUGUAAGCGCUGACGAUGUUAAGAACUGCGUUAAAGCUGUUCCCAGAAUAGCUACACUGGUUAGCAGAUGA